Molecule: messenger RNA, 2150 nt
Organism: Acanthopagrus latus (yellowfin seabream)
Lineage: Eukaryota; Metazoa; Chordata; Actinopteri; Spariformes; Sparidae
Product: rhodopsin-like
Exons: 5
Coding region: 339-1400 (353 amino acids)
Biological process (GO): G protein-coupled receptor signaling pathway; phototransduction; visual perception
Cellular component (GO): membrane; photoreceptor outer segment
Molecular function (GO): G protein-coupled receptor activity
Source: RefSeq, a predicted model, not a curated record
UGUGUGUGUGUGUGUGUGUGUGUGUGUGUGUGUGUGUGUGUGGGAGGGAGUGAGACUGAGAUUGACUGUCUUAAUUCCAUCUCUGCUAACACUUUCCCUAACACGUCCCUAAUCCGACCGGCUGGUUAAAAGGUGCCGCACCUCUUCAGGGGGCUCCAGAGAAAGUCUUACUUACUGCAAGAUCCAUCCCUCCAGCCGUCCUCUCACCCCCAUUUGCACUACAGCUGCGAGACAAGACUCCCUCACAGUAUUUUAUUCUGAGGAGAGACCUUUUUAUUCAGUGUCAAGGUCUCAGAGGAAGAAAAAGAAGAAAAAAAACCCUAUCACCCACCGCAGCCAUGAAUGGCACAGAAGGACCCAACUUUUAUGUCCCCAUGUCUAACAAGACUGGGGUAGUUCGGAGCCCGUUUGAGUACCCGCAGUACUACCUGGCCGAGCCCUGGAAGUACUCUCUCGUCGCUGCGUACAUGCUGUUCCUCAUCAUCACCGCACUCCCAAUCAACUCCCUCACCCUCUAUGUCACUGUCAAGCACAAAAAGCUGAGGACGCCGCUGAACUUCGUGCUGCUCAACCUGGCAGUGGCCGACCUCUUUAUGGUCAUCGGGGGCUUCACGGUCACCCUCUACACAGCCCUGCAUGCCUACUUUGUCUUAGGGGAGAUCGGCUGCAACAUCGAAGGCUUCUUUGCCACCUUAGGAGGAGAGAUUGCUCUCUGGUCUCUGGUGGUUUUGGCUAUUGAGCGCUACAUUGUGGUCUGCAAGCCAAUGACCAACUUCCGCUUCGGGGAGAAACACGCAAUCUUUGGGCUGGCGUUCACAUGGAUCAUGGCCCUCACCUGUGCCGCUCCCCCUCUCCUCGGAUGGUCCCGGUACAUCCCAGAGGGAAUGCAGUGUUCCUGCGGGAUUGACUACUACACUCCCAAGCCCGAGAUCCACAACACCUCGUUUGUCAUCUAUAUGUUUGUCCUCCAUUUCUGCAUCCCCCUCUUCAUCAUCUUCUUCUGCUACAGUCGCCUGCUCUGCACCGUGCGAGCGGCUGCAGCCCAGCAGCAGGAGUCUGAAACCACCCAGAGAGCGGAGAGAGAGGUCACACGCAUGGUGAUCGUCAUGGUGAUCUCCUUCCUGGUGUGCUGGGUGCCGUACGCCACUGUGGCAUGGUACAUCUUCGCCAAUCAGGGCACUGAGUUUGGACCAGUCUUCAUGACCGCUCCGGCCUUCUUCGCCAAGAGUGCUGCUCUCUACAAUCCAAUCAUCUACAUCCUGCUAAACAGACAGUUCAGAAACUGCAUGCUCACCACGGUGUGCUGUGGGAGAAACCCCUUUGGAGAUGACGAGGCCGCCGCCGCCGUAUCCAAAACUCAGACCUCAUCCGUCUCCUCCAGCCAGGUGGCCCCCGCUUGACCUGCACCCCCCUUCCUCAUCUCCCCUUCCAAUGUCCCAUCUGUUCCCGCACACCUCGGGACCCACCACCGCCAAGCAGCACUACGUUCUAUUGGCCAGUCCUCUUGACUUACCUCUCCAUGUGUCUUCACUGUCGUGGCACAACUGCACCUUUGGUGGGACUGACAUAGUCGAGAGCCAGCAUGUGUACUUUCAAUCCAUUUAAUCAUGGAAAGUGUUCAGCUGGCUUCACAGAGUUUAACCCGGCACCAAGGGGGUGUUGUCCGUGUGAUGAUCCAACUGAACACAUUCCAACUCCCCACCACCCCAAACACAUGAUAGGUGAAAUACUCAUCCAAGCAAAACACAGUGCGUGAUCCACAUCAACUCUUGUUUAAGUAAUCGUUGCAGCUAUUUGUCCCCAAAAUGCGCUUCAAACCAUUCUUUUUAUGAAUACUUAGGCGAGAUUAGUGAUGAAUAUUAUUAAUUAGAUGAGAUUUUAAGAUGGGGCUGUGGUCUGUCUGUCUGGUUGUUUUCUUUUGGCAUCAACUGAGACAUGAGUGUAAACAGAUGGACCUGAAAAGAGCCUCUGCAGGGAGAAGGCGCCUCCUGCAAGAGAGUGGAUGUGUGUUUUUGCGCGUGUUUGAUGUCUGAAUGGAUGUCUGAAUGUGAACGUAUGUGCACUAAAGAGAUAUUAUUUUGUCCGCUGUGUAAAGCUAGGAUCUUGUGGAAGUUGUUCUGUGUCCUGCAAUAAAAACAAAGCUAAAUAUC